Molecule: messenger RNA, 5416 nt
Organism: Aphanomyces astaci
Lineage: Eukaryota; Oomycota; Saprolegniomycetes; Saprolegniales; Verrucalvaceae
Exons: 5
Coding region: 30-5363 (1777 amino acids)
Molecular function (GO): protein binding
Source: RefSeq, a predicted model, not a curated record
GCAAGUUAUCGACGUGAGGUGGUCGCAGCAUGCCGCGACUACGUUGGACGCGAACUACUACGAUGAUCACAACCCUCCUGUGGUUUUUGCUGUUCACGCAACCAGCAUGGGCCAAGAGCACCGUGUCAGUGUCGCGCAAGGAAGGCAUUUCUACCGGCCAAGUGAAUGUCCUCCAGGGUUUCCCCGGUGCGCUGUCACUCUCGUACUUUUUGACGGGGCCUGGGGAUUUGCAUUAUACCAUUGUCCCCCACGGCCAUGCGGACGUCGCGGCUGACGCCAUUAAAUCGGCUGCCCUGGCCACUCCGCCUUCGCCAACCGCUGGCACCUUUACUUCGACAUCCGCCACUAGGCUUGCUUGGAACGUGUUGGCUUUGGAUGCCAAUACAACGUAUGAUGUGUACUUUGUUGCAGAAGCUAGCAACAGCAACGGAGUCUUUGGCACGGUGGUAUCUGUCAACGGCACAACAACCCACCCCCACGCCCCUCGCCUGACGUUACAACACAGCGAACCCGUUCGGGCAUCGUCCUCCAGCGCCACGUUCAAAGUCAAUGUAAGCGCCCCCGGGUUGCUUCAUUACAUGAUUGUCCCAACAAUGGCUGGAAGCCACAACUUGUCCGCCAUGGACAUUUGGUCCAGCAAUCAGUCGUUGUCUCUCUUUCUCCCUUCCACGGACGCCAUCAUUGUGAAUGUCACCGACUUGGCACCGUUUACAUCGUACGAUGUUUGGUUGACGACAGAAGUCAAGGGAAGUGAUGGGGUGCUGGGGGCCGUCCUUCACAGCGCCGAGGCGUUCACGACGCACGCCGUCGCUCCAGAUGUCGUGCACGUGGGCUGCCUCCCUCGCGGCGGCACCACGACCGAACUCCUUAUCGGUUUGCGGUUGCAGUUUCCCCCGAACGCUUUUGCCAACGUCCACGAGUCGGCGCUCCGAGCGGUCCAGUACUCGCUCUGGUAUGUCGCGGACGCAGCCACUACAUCUAGUGUCUUGUACGAUGCCGCGGGGGCCAUUCAAAAUGCCACAAACUCGACCACCCGUCAAGCUGGUCAAUGGCACUUGUCGAUCCCUGUCCACGAAAACAACAGCGUGCACAUCAUGGCCGCUACGGACACCACCGUGGACUUGCACGCCAACGUGAGCGGUUUGACAGCUGGAACGAAUUACUCGAUGGCCGUGGUGGUGGAGACCAAAGGCAGCCGCGGGUUGGUUGGCAGUGUGUUGAGUAUCACCGGGUGUGGCACGCAUCCGUUUCCGCCGAAACUCGCAGCCGUUCUUGUUGCCGCGCAAGCCCAGACAACGGACACCGCGGUGAUGCAAGUGUCGGUGGAAGCUCUGACCAACGUCCACUACGUUCUCGGCACCCCCGCUGCCUUCCGCCAAGUGCCUCCGCCGCAUUCGUAUACGUGCCUCUCCACGACAUACAAUGCGUCCUUUGUCCGCUUCGACACAGUGUCAAAGGUAGCUAAUGUCACGUCCAUUUCUCUGACGGACCUGAACGCGUCCACUGUCUACGCCGUCGCCGUGUUUGCCGAAACUGUCGACAGCUUUGGAGUGUACGGGCCGCUGUCCGUGCCCGUGACCGAAUUCCGAACGAACGACCCGGCGGGCAACGUGACGAUCGUCGAAGCGAUUCCAGUUCUGGGGACCACGACCGACAUUUCAGUUAAGGUGCACCUCACGCAACCUCAGAAUCACGUCGCGUUGUGCUGGAAACCCGCCGCACCAGUAGCGUUUACGUGUUUAAACCACACGGGGAACAUCGUUGUGGGCAACUUGACACCCGACUCGACGUACGAGCUGUACGUCGUGGCGUCGACGUUGCAGCGAGUCGAGAGCGAGCGUAGUGACCUUGUGACAGUCUCCACCCACGCACCAGCACCGGUCGUCCAAGGGGCCACCCUGGACCGCAUUGACGGUCGAUUCGACCAGCUACUGGCUACGGUGGCCACGGCGACCUCUGGAUGGUUGCACGUUGGGCUGUUCCAAACCGAUGCUUUGGAAGGCAAGCCGAGUUUCACCAUCGAUGGCCUUGUCCGACGACAAUGGCCCGCCCAUCAUGAAAGCGUCCUCCAUGUAUCUCCAGGCACAACCACCGUGAUGUUGGAACACUUGGCGGCCAACACAACAUACACGCUCGUGGUGUUUGGAGAAAGCGCGUCUGUCCCCAACGGAACGCAAUCCAACGUGUACGGCGACUUGCAUCUUGUGAACGUGUCUACGUAUGCAUUGGCACCCACCAUCUUACAGUCGGCCGCACUGCCUCAAAAUGCCACGACGGACCAACUCUUCCUCAUCGCGAACCUGUCGUCACCAGGAAGAUUGCAUUUCAUGAUCUCGGACACAGACUUGCACGAUCCUAAGGUACUCAAGCAGCCAUUCCAAGGCCAGCACAUGACCCCAUUCGUUCGCCGAGGCAUCGUCGACGUGACGUCGCAAGUGUGGACCACCGUCAACGAAACGCGCAACGGCGUCAACGUCACCGUCGACGUGGCGCUGCCCAUCUUUAACGCCAACCACACGAUCCACGGCUUGGCCGCUGACACCAUGUACCAUGUGUUCCUGACCACGGAAACGUUUGACAGUUUCGGGGUGUUUGGCGCCCUGAUUGCGCCCCACUUGGCCACCACCCAUGCCCCCCAUCCGACGUUCACAUCCCUCUCGGUCGUGCCCACACCCGGGAAUCCCAAGUCCAUCUCCCUCAACUUGACAUUGUCGCGGUAUGGCCUCGUGCAUUACAUUCUUUUGCUCCGGAGUCUCCCUUUCUCCAGUUUGGAGGAUAACGUCACUUCGUCCAACGGUACGGAGGUGCUGAUACCGUCAGAGAUCGAGUCGGCGACGCUGACAGGGGGCCAGUUGCAACGUGCGUCGUUGGCAGAACUUGGAGGCGGAGUUCUUCACAAUGGAUCGAUUCCCAUCUCCCGCGACGAGUGGGCCAAGGUGGACACGACCACACACAAAGCGUUUGCGGACUUAACGUCUGGCGCAACGUACGAGCUGUGUGUGGUGGCCGAGACGGAUGCCAGCAACGGCGUGUUUGGUCCGGUAGUGUGUCAUGUUGUGACGACGUUUGUCGACUACUCCAAUGCCACGCUGUUGGAGGAUGUCAUGUCGGCCGAGCCAGUGCCAGGACGAACAGACCAAGUGGAGUUGACGUGGCGAAAACUGUCGAUGGCGAAGGUGGUGCCGUACUUUGUCCUCGCCCAAGGGGGACAUGCCACCUUUUCGACCACCAGUUUUGGUCGGACUCCGUUUUCACAGAUUCGACCUGGUCAACAUGGCGUGGUGGCGGCAGGAUCGCUGCCUAAAGUUGAAGGAACCAGCGACUUGUAUCGCAUUGUGGUCGGGGACUUGGACGCCCACACAGCGUACUCGUGCUACUUUUCAGGAGAAACCAUCGACUCGUUCGGGGUGUUUACCCGUGUCAACAAUUCGUUCCCAGUGACGACCCAUGCACCUCCCCCAGUGCUCUCGAGCUACUUUGCGCGACCAGCGUCCGGCAACACCACCGGCGUCGAAGUCGUGCUGGACGUAGGAUGUCCCAAGAAUGUCAACUGCAAAGACGCGCUCGUGCAUGUGGUGGUAGCUACAACCGCUUGCGCGAACGCUCCCACCGCUCCUUUUCACUUGGCCCAUGGAUGUGUCUUGGCAUAUACCGUGCACAAUAUAUCGAUCCCAGGCAAUUCUAUCGCCAAGCAGCACCUCGUGUUUCUUGAAGAUGCCGCACUGCUGGCGCCAAACACUACGUACACUAUCCACAUUGCCACCGAAACCCCCCAUAGUGACGGGGUGUUUUCGACAGUUAAGACCACUUCCGUGACCACACACCCGACGCCUCCAACGUUUGUGGACCUCGCAGUGCGUCCGAAGCACGCGUCCACGACGGAACUGGUGCUCAACUACCAACUGUCAGCCCCGGGGGUGGUGCAUUUUAUCAUUGGGGAAGACUCCAAGCACAUUGACGUCCAGUCAGUGUACAACAUUAGCGCGAAAAAAACAACGAGCGGCGAAGACUGGCAUAAGUACCCCCCUCAAACCAUCGCGUAUCGCAGGAGCCUCACGGUACCCACGACGUCCCCCCACACCGAAGUCCUCGGGUAUUUGACGGCGAAUACGAGCUACACCGUGUGGGUCGUGGCCGAAACGGCCGCCGACGCCAACUUGUACACGCCCCUGGCUGUGUUUGCGAAUGUGUCUACUUUUGCACCAGCCCCCCUCCUGUUAUCGCACGCAGCGUCGCCUACACCUGGCUCCACCACGCAGCUACGCCUGCAGUAUACGACGAACGACGUCACAGGGGUGGUGCACUGCCUCGUCGCAGCCUCAACGCUGUGGACGCCGACACUGACCGGACCAACCUCGUUUGGCAACCGCAUCGGCUACAACACAAACAUCGUGGCCCAAGUGUCGCUCGGCAACGAAAGCAACGUCGUGGACAUUUCGGUGCCGUUCGAAGACACGAAUUACACGAUUGUCCUGGUCACGGAAACCAAACACUCGAACGGUGUGUUCGGUGCGGUCGCCCAAUUGGACAACAUUAAGUCAUCCGCGCCCGCCCCGGUAGUUCUAGACGUCCAUAUCACGGCCACCGACGCUCGCACCGACUCGUUGACGGUGAACGUGCGUCUAGACCGCGCCGGAACAGUCCACUACUCACUCACAGAGGCCAACCACCCGUUGGCGGUGACAGAACCCCCUCCGUUUGUCGUGGCCAACUCGACCAAUGUAUCGUUUGUCACGUCUGGACUCCGUGAAUCCAUGUGGUACGAUGUCUACCUCCAGACGGAAACCUUGGACAGUGGUGGCGUCGUGGGCUCGCUGGUCAAAGUCGUCAGUCCCGUGCCUACGCACGGUCCCCCGCCUGUCGUUCUCGAAGAGGUGGACUGUUCUGGAGCACCAAACUGCGACACGUUGGGUCGUGAACCGUGUUGGCUAGUCUCAAACACGUGUGGGGAGUGCCGCGAAGGCUAUUUCGGCGAUGAACCUGGACCAUCCAACGGUCUAUGCGUGGCUGGCACGAAGAAAAAAGGCAAAAAGACGAUUGGGAUCAAGGUCAGCGGCGUCAAGCAGCCAACACCGCCAGCCAUCGCUGAAGUCGAAGUCCAGUCGAAUACUGCAGCUGUCGACUUGUGCCCCGCAAACGCGCACAUGUCACUGGAAACAAAUCGAUGCGAAUGUGUCGAAGGCUACGUGAUGGAACAUAAUGCAUGCAUUCUCCAAUGUCCCCCAAACUCGUCCAUGUCGGCGCCUGGCCGGUGCCAAUGCGACCCGGGGUUUGUGUUGGAUUCCCUCCAAACGUCGUGCGUGCUGCAAGUCACAGGCAGUAGCAGCGGUCUCGGAAGUGGUGGCGUGUACACUGCAACGUAAAAUCGUACCACAAUAAUUGCAACAAUAUACCAAUAAUGCAUCUACAUUCACCG